Molecule: messenger RNA, 3821 nt
Organism: Microdochium trichocladiopsis
Lineage: Eukaryota; Fungi; Ascomycota; Sordariomycetes; Xylariales; Microdochiaceae
Product: SIT4 phosphatase-associated protein-domain-containing protein
Exons: 4
Coding region: 159-3746 (1195 amino acids)
Cellular component (GO): nucleus; cytosol
Molecular function (GO): protein phosphatase regulator activity; protein phosphatase binding
Source: RefSeq, a predicted model, not a curated record
CCUCAUUUAUCGAGCAACCACAGCCGCCAUCAUCACGGACUCCAUCAUCGCGCGUGCUCGGGAACCUGCUUCGUUCACCCAUCACCGUCUCUGCGUAUGCCGGAAGGUGCCAUUACUUAGCUGCAGCAGGGCCUAGGUGCCUCACCCUAUCCGCCGCCAUGUUCUGGCGCUUUGGCGGCUACGCCAACAUUUCCACCAUCGACACCAUUCUCGACAAGCCCGACUUCCACCUCGAAGACCUCCUCGACGAGAGCGACCUGAUACAAGAGCUUAAGCAACAUAACACAAAGCUCAUAGAGUACCUCCGCGAAGACAGUGUCCUUGCCCGCCUCCUCGAUUAUGUCAUUGCACCAAAGCUUGAGCUCGCUGUCGCGGUGCCCGCCACCACUGCCUCUACGGCCACCAUUGCCGACGCCGACGAGAAGGCCCCGGGUGAAUCGACCGAGAAGAAACAGAAAGGAAUAGGCUUAUCCUUCGCCCGACCACGUGCUUCCUCCCGUGCCUCAGCCUCGACCACCAACGAUGAGCCGGACGAGGACGAGGCGGAGAAGAAACGUAAUCGAUAUGCCUUUGUUGCCGCCGAGGUGCUCUCUUCUGACAACUGGUCUAUAUAUGAGGCUUUGAUGGAGAACCAAACCCUCCUACGUGCCUUCUGGAGCUUUUUGGAGCGCCCCGCCCCUCUUGAUCCUCUUCAGGCCAGCUAUUUCACCAAAGUCAACGAAUCGCUUUUCGAUAAGAAGACAGACGAGAUGCUCGAUCUUCUGAAGUCAAUCGAUGCUGCUGUUCCAAACAUGCUCCGCCAUGUCGACUGUCCCAUGGUGAUGGACCUGCUGCUCAAGAUCAUUAGCCUUGAGCGAACAGAGAGUGGUCAAGGCAUUGUCGAGUGGCUCUACACAAAGGACGUGAUGCCUACGCUGCUUUCGUUCCUUGGUCCCCAGCACAGCUGGGCUACUCAGACGUCAGCAGGUGACUUCAUCAAGGCCAUUAUCACUGUCUCGGCAAACGCGUCGCAGAACGAACAAGCUUGUAUUGGGCCAAAUGAGCUCACGCGCCAGCUUGUGUCCACGCCAUGUGUCAACCAACUGAUCGGUUAUAUGCUGGGGGGAGGAAACCCGCUAACAGUUGGCGUUGGUAUUGUCAUCGAGGUCAUCCGGAAAAACAACUCUGACUACGACCCCGAUGUUGGGCAAGACAACAACACUGAACCGUCCAGUCGCGAUCCGAUCUAUCUUGGAACCCUACUGCGACUUUUCGCUGACCGCGUGCCUGAUUUCAUGAGCCUCAUUCUUAAAGCCCCAACACAGCCUCGUCGUCUGACGUCCACGUUCGGCGACAAGAUUGAGCCACUUGGCUUCGACCGGUUCAAGACUUGUGAGCUAAUGGCGGAGCUCCUGCAUUGUAGCAAUAUGGCUUUACUCAACGAGGUCGGUUCCGAGCAGAUGAUCAAGGCUCGAGAUCUGGAACGGCAGCGUCUGCGGGCUAAGGGCCAUCUGGGUCCUAAUCGCGGUGAAGAUGGCCCUUCUGUAGAGGACCUGACUAUGCGUAUCAGACACUCUCCACCCGAGGACGCUCGACGCUUGGAGGUGACAAAUGCUUCGGACGAUGAUGGAUUCGAGGAAGUGGCCCCAUCUGGCGACAUGACAGAGGAUACUUCGCACGAAUUCGUUCAGGCUGAGGCGGAAGUUUCUCGGCAUCAGACCUCCCGUUCCCUUGGCAAAGAUGGGGACGACUUUGUGGAUGAGCCGUUGGGCUCCCCAAGACUUGAUCCCCAAGACUUCAAGAGCGGAGAUCAUCAGCGGUUUGAAAACCCUGAGCUAGUCGUCGCGCCGCUUUCCCCAAAGAAGACCACUGCCGAGCCCAGUACUCUCGCUUCUGAAAAUACGGCUGGUCGAUCAGACGUCGGAAGUGGCUCGUCACAGAGUGCCGCCAACGCAGAGAUUCAACAGAAGAGGAUUCAAGACGUGGUUGCAGCAGUCGAUGCCGAAGUAGAUGCAACAGCGCCCGGAGCAAUCGAGACACCUCCAGCAUCGCCGGGGCCCACUGAUGCCGAGUCCAAGGAGGGCUUGUUCCCAGCCAACGAGGUUUCCCAAGUGCCUGAUGUAGUUCCUGGAGAUAUCGCUGAGUCGACAAGUGCAAGGGCAUCUGAAGUUGUGGCUCCAGUAUCUGCUCCUGCAGAGGGGGCCACGAGUACUGACAAGGACGCUGCUACCUCUGCCGAUAUCUCCACAAGUACUCAGCCUGUGGAACCUGUCGUGGGUGACUACCUCAAGAUGCAAUUUGUCGAGCACAGAGUUGUACCGACUAUCCUAUCUUUUUUCUUCACAUAUCCGUGGAACAACUUCCUUCACAACGUCGUGUACGAUAUUGUCCAGCAGGUCUUCAAUGGACCAAUGGAUCGUGGCUACAACUCCAGCCUUGCCAUCUCGCUGUUUGAAGCUGCAGACAUCACCAACGCCAUAAUAAAUGGCCAAGCUGCAAGCGAGAAGUCUCAAGCUGAGUCGAAGACUCGCAUGGGUUACAUGGGUCAUUUGACCCUGAUCGCGGAGGAAGUCGUCAAAUUCACUGAGCGAAAUCCUCCCGAGCUCUUAUCAGAGCUGGUUCUCACACACGUCAUGAGUCCAGCAUGGAUAAACUAUGUCGAGGGUGCCCUUGCCGAGACCCGCGAGAGAGAUAAUGCUAUUCUAGGAGGCGUCAGACCCGAGGUGGCCAUGAGCAACCGUGCUGCCAUGGCAGGGAAUGGACUAGGCGGCAUGGGCCUGUCUAGUCUAGGUCUUGGUGGCUCCCAAGGAGGCUCUACCGCUCUUGCAGAAGCUGGUCUCGGCGGGACAGGAAGCAGUGCCGAGCCCGACGCCGGAAGUGGCAGCAGUCUUGGACCAUUCAGUAUCAGCUCCGGACUACUGAGCGGCUCUGGCUUCGGCAGCUCCAGUGAUGAGGAGGAUGAAGAGGAACAGGACAACGAUGAGGACGUCAAUAAUGAGUUCCGAGCCUAUACUGAUCCUCAAAACGCUUCCGACUCGUCAAUGAAGCCGCCAUCCAUUCUGCCGCCACCGCCACCUCCACCUCCGCUCAACAUCCCGCCAUCUCGCGCCCGCUUGCAGCUUGCAGCUCGCUUAGCCAUGCACCAGAAGAAUGCGGCAACACCCUCGGCACAGUCUGCAGAGGUGGAGGAUUUUGAAGAUGACGAUGAUGCCGGGCGGAAGCGCGACGAGGACGAAGACGACUUGCGGGACCCGUUCGGUGACGACGCGGCAGAGGACGACGAAGAUAGUGAUGACGGUCCCGGCACUGGAGAUGCGGAAUCAUGGAACUCGGCUUCGCGCGGUAGCUGGUGGCGUGGUGCCUUAGGACGAGGGACUGGCGAGAAAUUCGGCGACGGCCGAGAUGAUUCAGAUUCGGACAAGGAACGAGGGGAAGCUGGAGAUGCGGACGAUGACGAUGAGGAGUUUGGGGACUUUGCCAUGCCUGAAGUUGACAAAGACGCCAGCGAUACGGGUGUGAUUGUCAAGCCCCUCCCGGUCCAUCCUCCACACCAACAAGGGGCCAAGGGAUCGUCUCCUUUUACGAGUCUGUGGCCAUUUGGAUCUAAAGAUAAAGAGAAGCAGCGAGCUCGGGACAGUGAAGAGGGUAGCGCGCCAGACAGUCUCGACGAGAUGACGGGUGACGACGGAUCCAAGAUCAAGAGCACUCACGAAGCCAAGCGAAGGACUAGUAUCGAGGACCCUGAUGAUGAGGAAGUCGUUGUAUAGAUCGGACAGUGUCAGGAUGAGUAGUUCUCGUUGAAUAAUACCAUUUGCCUCGCACGGGUCCCUCGCGAUGGGUGC